AUGGCGAAAACGUCUUCUUGUUCUUACUGCAGAGCCACAAGAGGUAUGCCUUUUCUUCACUUCACUCCUCUUGUUGCUUUCUUUAAUUCUCUACACACAAAGCCUUGCAAAUCUAGAGAGACCCAUCUAGGAAACCGACCCUCGAAGCCCAAAGCGAGUAAUGUUGAGGAUGCCUUGAACGUGUUCGACGAAAUGCUUCAAAGACGUCCUCUGCCGUCUGUUGUCCGGUUCACUCAGAUAUUGGGUCAACUUGUCAAGCUCAAACAAUUUGAAGCAGUCCUCUCUUCAAAUAGACAAAUGGGUCUCGUCGGAGUCGCUUCUGAUGCUUAUACUCUCACCAUUAUCAUCAAUUGCUACUCUCAUUUGAACCAAAUGGAGUAUGCCUUGUCUGUCUUGGGCCACUUCUUCAAAUUGGGUCUUGAACCAAAUGUCACAACCUUCAACACUCUUCUCAAUGGUUUUGUUCUCCGAAAUGGUGUGGCUGAUGCAGCUCCACUUUUCAGCAAAAUGGUGGAGGGAGGUCACUGCCAGCCGGAUGUAUUUACUUUCACCACACUAAUCAAGGGCUUUUGCACGAUGGAAAACAACACUGCAGCUAUUCAAUUACUUGGCAAAAUGGAAGAAUAUGGAUGCAAGCCUGACAUAGUGUCCUAUAACACUAUCAUCGACAGCCUGGGUAAAUAUACACUAGUUGACCAAGCAAAGAACCUCUUCUCAGAGAUGAUUGGUAGAGGUAUUGCUCCUAACCUUGUUACCUACACCUCAUUGAUUCAAGGAGUUUGCAAUAUAGGCCACUGGAAAGAAGCUACGAGGUUGUUGUAUGAAAUGGCCAGUCAAGGUAUCUUUCCAAAUGUAUGCACCUUCAAUAUCCUGGUUCAUGCGCUUUGUAAGGACGGGAUGGUUGCGCAUGCCAACAGUGUGGUUCAGAUUAUGAUUCAAAGAGGAGUUGACCCUAACACGAUUACAUACAGUUACCUUAUGGAUGGUUACUGUUUGCGAGGAGAAAUGCACAAGGCAAAACAAGUUUUUGAUCUAAUGCUUAGCAAGGGCUUCUUUGUUGUUCAGAGUUUUAACAUUUUGAUUAACGGAUAUUGCAAGAGUAAAAAGAUCGAUAAGGCUUACAAGAUUUUCAAGGAAAUGCCUCUCGGGGGACUUGUUCCUGAUACGGUUACUUAUAACACUCUAAUUGAUGGUUUUUGUAAAGCAGGGAGACUACAAGAAGCAGAAAAGUUAUUCUCUGAGAUGCAAGAUUGUGGCCAACUUCCAGAUAUUCAAACUUAUGAUAUUAUACUUGAUGGCCUCUGUAACAACCAACAACUUUCUGAGGCAAUUGAAUUGCUUAGAGAGAUGGAAGGGAACAAGUUGAAACCAAAUAUUGUAGCAUACAAUAUUAUCAUUGAAGCUCUGUUCAAAGCUGGGAAAAUUGAAUCUGCAACAGACGUCUUCUCUGGUUUGUCAUCGAAAGGAGUACUGCCUGAUGUAUGGACAUACAAUAUAAUGAUCAAGGGACUUUGUAAUGGUGGCAUCUUAGUUGAAGCAGAAAAGUUGUUUAGAGAAAUGGAGCAAAAAGGCUGUUCUGCUGAUGGCUGCACCUAUAACACAAUUAUCCGAGGUUUUAUCAAUAACAACGAGACAUCGAGGGCUACAAGUCUUAUUGAAGAAAUGAGUGAGAGGGGUUUCUCUGGAGAUGCAUCAACUAUGUAAUUGAUUGUUGAUUUGUUGUCAAAGGAUAAAGUUGACCCUGUAUUAUUAGCAUGGCUUAAAAAUUCAGUCCGAA
This is a messenger RNA of Fragaria vesca subsp. vesca, 1777 nucleotides long. Its product is annotated as putative pentatricopeptide repeat-containing protein At1g12700, mitochondrial-like. The transcript has a single exon. NCBI's taxonomy places the organism in Eukaryota, Viridiplantae, Streptophyta, Magnoliopsida, Rosales, Rosaceae. Gene Ontology annotation, molecular function: protein binding. Bases 1 to 1704 code for a protein of 567 amino acids. The record is from RefSeq and is a predicted model, not a curated record.